Molecule: messenger RNA, 1236 nt
Organism: Lolium rigidum
Lineage: Eukaryota; Viridiplantae; Streptophyta; Magnoliopsida; Poales; Poaceae
Product: triacylglycerol lipase 2-like
Exons: 9
Coding region: 1-1236 (411 amino acids)
Biological process (GO): lipid metabolic process
Molecular function (GO): hydrolase activity, acting on ester bonds
Source: RefSeq, a predicted model, not a curated record
AUGAGCGCUGCUGCGUGGCACGCGACGGUCGCCGUCCUGAUCCUCCUCCUAUGCUCUCGUCUCGCCGCAGCGCGCGUCCAGCUGAGCCAUGGCGGUGCCCUCGCGGCGAGGCGGCGCGACAAUGUUCCCGCGACCGCGUGCGCGCUCACCGCGGUUCCCUUCGGCUACCCUUGUGAAGAGCACCAGGUGACGACGGACGACGGAUACAUCCUGGGCCUGCAAAGGAUCCCGAGAGGCCGGCGCGCCGGCGCCGGAGCCGGCCUGGGGCAGCCGGUACUUCUGCAGCACGGGGUUCUCGCGGACGGCAUGACAUGGCUGCUGGGCUCGCCGGAGGAGUCGCUGGCUUACAUCCUCGCGGACCGCGGCUUCGACGUGUGGAUCGCCAACACGAGGGGCACCAGGUGGAGCAGCCGCCAUGUCUCCCUCGACUCCUCCUCCCGGGCCUACUGGGACUGGUCGUGGGAUGACUUGGUGGUCAAAGACAUGCCGAACAUGGUCGACUAUGUUAUCACCCACACCGGGCAGAAGCCUCACUUCGUUGGCCACUCCAUGGGGACGUUGGUGGCGCUGGCGGCCUUGUCGGAGGGCAUGCUGGCGGACAAGAUGAAGUCGGCAGCGUUGCUGAGCCCGGUCGCCUACCUCGCCCACAUGACCACACCCAUCGGCAUACUGCUAGCCAAAACAUUUGUUGGAGAGAUCAUCUCUAUUCUCGGCGUGGCGGAGUUCAACCCAAUAUCGUCCGUGGUGACUAAUCUUAUGAGGGAGCUGUGCCGCCACCCUCGAACGAAAUGCUACGAUCUCGUGAGAGAUUUAACAGGAAAGAACUACUGCCUGAACAAUUCGGCAGUCGACGUAUUGCUGCAGUACGAGCCGCAGCCGACGUCCAUCAAGACCAUGGUCCAUCUCGCCCAAACAUUCCGCGACGGCGCGCUGUCCAAGUACGAUUACGUGUGGCCGAAGGUGAACAUGAAGAAGUACGGGCAGCCCGACCCGCCGUCUUACAACAUGUCCAACAUCCCAGCCACUUUCCCCCUCUUCCUCACCUACGGCGGCCAGGAUGAUCUUGCCGACCCUGCCGACGUCAGGCUCCUCCUCCGCGACCUCCUGGGCCAUGACCGCCCCAAGAUGACGGUGCAAUACCUGGAGCAUUUUGCACAUCUCGACUUCGUCUUGGGUACCUGUGCCAAGGACUACGUCUACAACGAUGUCAUAUCAUUCCUCAACCGCUUCAACUAG